Gallus gallus (chicken) is the source of this 2214-nucleotide messenger RNA. It is a transcript of the gene IFNGR2, whose product is annotated as interferon gamma receptor 2 (interferon gamma transducer 1). Bases 186 to 1190 code for a protein of 334 amino acids. The record is from RefSeq and is marked provisional. Gene Ontology annotation, molecular function: protein binding. Lineage: Eukaryota; Metazoa; Chordata; Aves; Galliformes; Phasianidae. The transcript is spliced from 7 exons.
GUUGCUGAGCCGGCCUCCGAUCGCGUCCGGCUUCCCUUCGGCAGCAGCAGCAGCCAGGCUGCGGGUGUGAGGCGACCCCCCAGGCCCGCCCGCCGCCGGCCCCGCUGCUCGGGCACCGGCAGUUGCCCCGCGGCCUCGGCAGGCAGGCGGGCGGGGCCGGGCGGCGGGGCGCUGCCGGCUGGGCCAUGCCGUGGCGGCCGCUGCUCCUCUUCCUCGUCGGCAUCUUCCUUCUCGGCCCGGCCCGGGCCCCGGGCACAGAAGCUUCUCCGCAUCUGCCAGCACCAGAGGAUGUAAUGGUUUAUUCCUUUAACUUUUGUAAUUCCCUGAGGUGGUCUCCUGUUAAAGUGGAUGGAGGCUCGGUGUCCUACACGGUGCAGUUUAAAACAGGUGCCUUCAACCACUGGAGUGAGAUGAACUGCACCCGUAUCACCCAGACUGAGUGCAGUUUCCUCAAGUCGGUAAAGGAACGUCGCUGGACCGUUGUUCUGCGCGUGAGGGCUGAAAUGGGGCCAAGGACUUCAGCCUGGGUGGAAACGGACCCGUUUGUGGCAGAGAGAAACACUACCAUAGGGCCUCCUAAAGUGAACAGUGUGAUUGUGAGCUCUGACUCCCUUCUCAUUAGUGUCACACCUCCUUUUGGACCUGAGCCAGGUUACCAUUUACAGUAUCAUGUGUCCUACUGGGAGAACACAACGAUUACUACCAAAAAAGAGAUAAAGACAAGCAAUACACUAUUCAAAAUUAAAGAUCUGAAGCAAUCGACACUUUAUUGUUUUACAAUUCAAAUAGAACUGAUGACAUAUUCAAGAUUCCAUUUGAUUGGACUGCAAACAGUCCCGGAGUGUUACAGAACAACCAUCAGCGAGGCGACCAAAGCUGGAUAUAUUGUAGCAAUAUUUAUGUCCGUCGGUCUGCUUUUAAUUGUCAUAAUAGUUGGUUUCUUUUGUUUAUGGAGGAACCAGAAAGCAAUUAAAUAUUUGUCCCAGCCACCUUUAAGAAUCCCAUCACACUUUGAAGAGUAUUUGAGAGACCCCAGCAUGCCUCAGUUAGAGGUGCUGGAGAACCACGAUGAAGAUCCCCAAGAUUUGCUAACAGUUGUGUACACCGGAGAAGGAAGCAGUGCAUAUGGUGACAUGUUGGAUGGUAACACUUGUUCACACAGCAGCUCCAGCAGCCGUGAUGUGACUUAGGGGGCACCUUAAGGGGACACCUGUAUCCAGUUUUUGCAGAAGCUCCUGCCUACAAGUGGUACUGCUCAGCUCCCACCAAGACAGACAGUGAGCUCUGGACAAAACACAACCACUAACAAAUCCUGAGCAAGACUUGGCUUCCUGAGAAUAAUGUGGAACCUGAGCCGUUUUAAAAGCAGUUUCUGUGGUGCUGCAGCAGCAACAAUAUCCUUUCUGCCACAGACUAGGAAGGUGGAAUUUGAAGGCGAAAUGAACACUAAAUUGCCUUAAGAAAGACAGCUGGCUUGCAAAUGACUGUAUCAUCAUCCUAUUCCCUCCUCCUCCCCCCGAAGUCCAGCUUUGAGGAAUAAUGGCACUUUACUGUAAGAUUGAGUAUAAUGAGGAAUUUUUAAAUAAUUUUAUAGCAGCUUUUGUUUCGUUACUUUACUUGUGAAGUCUGUGUUGCCACUUACGUAGUGUAUUACAUCCAAUCCAGUAUGCUUUCCCAAGUAGUUUUAAAUUUGUCUUUCAUGACUGCUGCUUCAGCCAAAAAUGACAGUCUACAUUCAUGGCACUUAAUCCUUCUCAUUGUGAAUACAUGCAGAGAACUACUCCAAGAAAGGCAAAGCACAGUUAAUUCCAUCCCCCUUGGAUCUGUGCAUCUUCAUACAGUGAUAAAAAAGCAUUAAUCUGUUCCUGCAGUGAGACAAUCAUAUUCUUCACAGCAAUAAAACUUAAUUUUGCUCAGAAGUUAUAUAAAACGUCUUGAUAAUGGUCAGACACUAACAAUCUCUUGUUGACUAGCAGCCCAGUUCUGCACGUGCCAGGAUGACUGCAGGUUGUGGUUUCAGUACCUCAAAGCAGAAACAGCAGAUCACAAAUUAACCCUUAUGUAAUAAUCCUGUGGGAUCUGGAAGGUGUCUCAUAAGACAAAAGUAACCACUUCUAUAGUAAAAAGACGGGGUUUAUUCCAUUUAAAAAUGUGACUUUUUUUCCAUGUUUGAUACAAGUUGUUUUAAAAAAUAAAUAUGCUUGGUUGUUUGCA